This is a messenger RNA of Nannochloropsis gaditana CCMP526, 1528 nucleotides long. Its product is annotated as ubiquitin carboxyl-terminal hydrolase and or f-box. Gene Ontology annotation, molecular function: protein binding. The annotation marks the transcript as partial. The transcript has a single exon. The record is from RefSeq and is a predicted model, not a curated record.
AGGAGAUCCUGUGAUAGAGCCUUCCUCCCCUUCACACUGCCUCCUGCCAACCCAUCGGCACGAGCGCGGGGAUACAGCAGCACCAUUUGAUCCCUCCUUUCGGCUACCCACAGCAGUCAUACAUUUGGUACUCUCGUUUCUAAACGGAAGAGAGCUGUGCAUUUGUGCCCAAGUCUGCUGCGAGCUGUACGAGUGCUGUGACUACCCACCUUUGUGGGAGGGCGCCGGCAGGGCAGCUUAUCCACACGCGGAAAAGUUGGGCACGACCAACUUAUACAGCGGAGAAUGGAAGACACUAUUGCGGGACAGGAACCGUCGGGAUCGCUCGGUGCUUUUUGAGUGGGAAGUCACGGAUUGCCUCCGCAACACCAACCGGCGCUUCUCCCCCACGUUCACGUUGGGAGCCUACUCCUUCCAACUCAUCGUCGAUCCGAGUGGUAAUCCUUACGUGCCGCUCGCAAAACCAGGCGUGUCCGUCUACCUGACCUGUAGCCCCACUCAGUACAUGCGUGGACUAGCCCCUUCCGGUCGCAUGUGUGUGGACCCGGCGGCCGACGAGAUGCCGUAUCUGAACCCCGCCGACAGCCGCGCGGAGGACGUGUGGGAAUGCGCGGUCGCCUUCACCUUGGCCAUUGUCAACCAGACGGGCGCACGUCGUGACCUGCCCUGGUCGUCCAACCUUCUCCACGACCGAUUCCGGCCUCAUUGCCGGGAGUGGGGGGUCCACAGGCUAGUUUCCUUGCGGCGACUGCAGGACUCUGCCAACGGAUAUUUGAGCGAGACGGGGAGCAUCAAAGUGGAAGCGUGCCUCCGGCUCGCCUGUUUGUCUCUGAAAGUGUUUACCUCGGACGGAAUGCGGGAAUACGCUGGGUUUGGGCUGGCGAAUGUCCACGCCCCGGCCCCCGCCUUCUCGCGCGGAGGGACCCGUUCCUUCUUGCAGCCUCCCCCCCGGCCCAGGCACCUGGCCAGCACGGAUGCCUUCCCUCCAUCCCCAGACACAUACACGACCAGCUUGCUGACAACCACCACGGCCUUAGAUCCUGUGUUGGCGGUGCCCCCCCUCCCUUCCUACGCCGUGCUCCUCCCGGAGGCGGACGGUAUGGAGGAAGAAAUGGGGGAGGAGUUGGGAGAGGAGUCGAAAGAGGAGGCAUGGGGGAUGGAGACAGGAGAGCCAGUGAACUCCUCUCCUCCCUUUUCCCCCGAAUGUACAGCAGACCGGCCCCGCUCCAACCGUCCUUCUCCUUCCUGCCACCCCUUUCCCGCCUCCACGACGCCCUUCUGGGGGUACGAGGUCUUCCAAUGCAUGACCGUUGCCGCUUUUCGCGCCAUUCUUGCCAAAGACCUCAAUCUCUCUUCGCCCAACCACCUCCGUCUCUGGAUCGUGACCCAGCCCUGGGCGGAUUCGCCGGCUGCCCCGCGCGAGUUGAUACGGACCGUUCCCCUACCCGAUCACCCCGCCUUGCCCGACGACUUCAAUUACGAAGAGCUGCCUCUGUCCGUUCUGGAGGAGCACCAGACAUUAGCCAUG